Messenger RNA from Tupaia belangeri chinensis (Chinese tree shrew), 381 nucleotides. Its product is annotated as protein cornichon homolog 1-like. The coding region runs from base 1 to 381 and encodes 126 amino acids. The record is from RefSeq and is a predicted model, not a curated record. Gene Ontology annotation, biological process: vesicle-mediated transport. The transcript is spliced from 2 exons. Lineage: Eukaryota; Metazoa; Chordata; Mammalia; Scandentia; Tupaiidae.
AUGGCGUUCACGGUCGUGGCCUUCUGCUGCAUGCUGGAGCUGCUGCUCACCGCCAUGCUCAUCUUCUCUGCCAUCUGGCACAUUAUAGCAUUUGAUGAGCUGAAGACUGAUUACAAGAAUCCUACAGACCAGGGAACCAGCAACCAGUGUAAUGCCCUCAGUCCUCUUGUACUUCCAGAGUACCUCGUCCAUGCUUUCUUCUGUGUCAUGCUUCUUUGUGCAGCAGAGCGGCUUACCCUGGGUCUCAAUAUGUCCCUGUUGGCAUACCAUAUUUGGAGGUAUCUGAGUAGACCAGUGAUGUCUGGACCAGGACUCUAUGACCCUACAACCACCAUGAAUGCAGAUAUUGUAGCAUAUUGUCAGAAAGCAGGAUGGUGCUAA